GUCACAUGGACAUGAGCAUGAACGCUUUUCAUGGAACGUGAACACAUUUAAACCAAACUGCACUUCAACUCCCUACAUAUCCCGCGCCUUUCUACCCACUUCUCUUCACUCCCAAAGUUCCAACUUCACUCACUCUCCUCACUCCACACUCAACUUCCUCUUUUCCCCCCUACUAAAACUACCAUGGAAAGUUACAGAAGAUCUCCAUUGAAGCCAUGGAAGAAAGGCCCAACUCGAGGCAAAGGCGGCCCCCAGAAUGCUUCAUGCCAAUACCGUGGAGUCAGGCAGAGAACAUGGGGUAAAUGGGUGGCUGAAAUAAGAGAACCCAAGAAGAGAACUAGACUCUGGUUGGGUUCUUUUGCAACAGCUGAAGAAGCUGCCAUGGCCUACGAUGAGGCUGCGAGGCGAUUGUAUGGUCCAGAUGCUUACCUCAAUCUUCCACACCUUCAACCCAACUCCAAUCCUCCAAACAAACUGCAGAAGUUCAAAUGGAUUCCUUCCAAGAACUUCGUCUCAAUGUUUCCCUCUUGUGGAUUGCUUAAUAUAAAUGCUCAACCUAGUGUUCAUGUUAUUCAUCAGAGGCUCCAAGAACUUAAGAAGAAUGGGGUUUUAAAUCAGACUGGUUCUUCUAGCUCAUCUUCCUGUGAAUCAAAAACUGACAUUCAGAUUAUAAAUGAUAAAACCCCCGCAGAAGAUCCUCAAAUGAAGGAGAAGGAUGUUGAAAUUUCAUCAGAUAAAAUGGCGGGAGCCUAUGAGGAUAAACCACAGAUUGAUCUACAUGAGUUCCUUCAGCAACUAGGAAUACUGAGAGAAGAAAAGCAGUCCGAAGGAGCUGAGACUACAGAGAGUUUAACAGCAACAGAUUCUUCAAUAAAAGAUUAUGAUGAAGUAGCUGUCUUUGCAGAGAAUAGCUUCAAUUGGGAUGCUAUGAUUGAGAUGCAUGGAGUUGCUGAUUACCAAGGAGCAGAGGCCAGCUUCCAAGUUCAUGACGCUCAAGAAGACCUAACUUUUCCUGCUUCUAUUUGGAAUUUCUAAGAAGCCUAGUCAAUCUCGGAAGAAGGGACCUAGCUUCUCUAUAGAUUGUUAUCCUUUUUCAGUUGGCAUCUGAGCUAUGAUAGAGAUUUGAUGCUAGUUCUAGAACUGUUUUGAGGUUGUAAUGAUAUACGAUAUAUAGAUGCAUUUCUAUCCAUUGCUGGCAGAAGAGAUCAUACAAAAAAAUAGUUUGGAAUUUGAUUGACAACUAGAGAGUGAAAGAGAGGCUAUCGAAUUUAAUGGCAAGAGAAUUUUUGCGACCUGAAGGGAGGUAGAGGUUCAUUCCUUUUUUUUGUAGCGGUGGGAAAGUUGUUUUCCACCAUUGUGUGAUAUGAACUGGUAAAGUUUACUUUA
Molecule: messenger RNA, 1386 nt
Organism: Theobroma cacao (cacao)
Lineage: Eukaryota; Viridiplantae; Streptophyta; Magnoliopsida; Malvales; Malvaceae
Product: Integrase-type DNA-binding superfamily protein
Biological process (GO): positive regulation of DNA-templated transcription; response to stress
Cellular component (GO): nucleus
Molecular function (GO): transcription cis-regulatory region binding; DNA-binding transcription factor activity
Source: RefSeq, a predicted model, not a curated record